Aspergillus tanneri is the source of this 1344-nucleotide messenger RNA. It is a transcript of the gene ASA1, whose product is annotated as WD40 repeat domain-containing protein. The transcript has 2 exons. Lineage: Eukaryota; Fungi; Ascomycota; Eurotiomycetes; Eurotiales; Aspergillaceae. Bases 1 to 1344 code for a protein of 447 amino acids. The record is from RefSeq and is a predicted model, not a curated record. Gene Ontology annotation, molecular function: protein binding.
AUGAGCAUCUCAUCCCCCCCACAUCUCCCCCCAGCAACCCCCACAUACAUUCUACGUGGCCACACCGCCCCAAUCCAUGGCCUGCAUGUCUUCCAUCAUAACCUGCGUCUGAUCUCCGGCGAUGCCAACGGCUGGAUUGUCAUCUGGGAUCUCGUAUCCAAACGUCCAGUAGCAGUAUGGAAGGCUCAUGAAGGUGCCCUUCUCGAAGUUAAAGGAUUUACCCUGGAUGAUGGAGUCACAGAAAUAUACACUCAUGGUCGAGACCAUAAAUUACGCGUAUGGAAGUUCCGACCCCAGGAUGAGGACAUCUUGUCAAAGACGCUCCCCGUAGAUACGGGUGAGAAAUGGUCGGGGAAUCAGCCCUGGAUGGUUCAUUCUCUUCAUGUGAAUGCGUUGAAUUUUUGUGCUUUUGCAAUGCUUUUUGUGGGUGGGGGGCUUGAGAAGACCCCAAACACAGAUGCAGAUGCAGUCACAGACAUGAGAUCUUCACCACUCGAGGAAACCAAAAAGUCAUCGGUGUUAAUCGCCGUCCCUAAUGCUCUAGACUCUGGCGCAAUCGACGUCUUCCAUCUCCCGCUGGAAAGAAGACUCUGUACGAUCCCUCCCUCUGUGAAAACAGGUAUGGUCAUGGCUGUAAGCCUGUUCUUUUCGUCUUCCGGGGACAUGUACAUCGCUUCUGCCUACGAAGAUGGCCACGUGAUGGUUUUCGCUCGCCGGGGCCCAUUCAAUCCGGAUGUCUCUUGUAAUCCUUCGGAUUGGAAAUGGGAGCUGCUUUACAUCUGCCGUGCUCAUACGCAACCCGCUUUAUCAAUUGAUGUCUCGGCUACGAGGGAUUACUUCUUCUCUUCUUCGGCGGAUGCGGUGCUUGUGAAACACCCUGUUCCGUGUCUGGGACGUGGGUCUCAUUCCCAUUCGCAGGGUGGCGUCAGUCCUGACGAGAAGCCACUGAAAAUGAUAAAUACGAAACAUGCGGGUCAGCAAAGCUUACGUGUUCGUUCGGAUGUAAGAAUCUUCGCUACUGCUGGCUGGGACUCGAGAGUUCGGGUAUAUUCGUGUAGGACGUUAAAGGAAUUGGCUGUUCUGAAGUGGCAUAAGGAGGGAUGUUAUGCCGUUGCUUUUGCCGAGGUUUUGGCUUCAAUGAACGAUGGUGCGUCGACAGAUGGAAAGGGGGAAUUGCAAGGCGAAUUGCAAGGCGAUGGUGGUAAUGAUGGACAACUUACGAGAAGGGAAGGGGAGUUCUCGCUGGCGAGUGUUCAGCGUCAAAGAAAUCAUAAAGUACAGGGAACCCACUGGCUAGCUGUUGGCUCGAAAGAUGGAAAGAUCUCAUUGUGGGAUAUCUAUUGA